AUGGGUCUCCUGACCGCAGUUAUCGCCACUGCAGUGGGAGGAGCGGGUGCUGUGGUUGCAGCACCUCUCGUCCUGACUGCAGUAGGCUUCACUGCAGGGGGCAUUGCUGCAGGGUCCAUCGCAGCCAGCAUGAUGUCAACCGCAGCAUUGGCUAACGGAGGAGCGGUGGCAGCUGGUGGUACGGUAGCUCUCCUGCAGUCUGCAGGUGUGGUUGGUCUGUCUGCAGGAGCCACAGGUGCCGUUGCGGGCACUACGGGCGGAAUCGCUGGACUAGUAGCUCUCCUCAUCUAGAGAAGCCGCAUGUGUCAGCAGUGGCAGACAGAUCAUCAGAAAUACUACGUCUGUCUUGUCAACUAAAAAUGUUGUAAAGCCAAAAUGAAGGAAUAAAAACAUGAAGGACAAUUUGGAAUUUUAAGUCAUUGCUAUGACAAGAAAAUAAAAUUCGAUAAUUUUACCAGAAAA
Engraulis encrasicolus (European anchovy) is the source of this 462-nucleotide messenger RNA. RefSeq names its product interferon alpha-inducible protein 27-like protein 2A. The coding region runs from base 1 to 291 and encodes 96 amino acids. The transcript has 4 exons. The record is from RefSeq and is a predicted model, not a curated record. NCBI's taxonomy places the organism in Eukaryota, Metazoa, Chordata, Actinopteri, Clupeiformes, Engraulidae. Gene Ontology annotation, biological process: apoptotic signaling pathway. Gene Ontology annotation, cellular component: membrane; mitochondrion.